UACCCCUCCCCCUUCCAACCCCAACUUCGAAGUCUCCCUAGCGAACCUCUGACUCGAUGCUCUCACUCGUCGUUCUCUCCGCUUCUUUCCUUCUGUUGUGGGCUGGUAGGGUGGUGUUCAAUGUUUGGAAGCUGAGGAAGAGUGUUGGGUCUUCACCCGUCGACUAUCUCCUCCUUGGGUAUGGGUGUAUACCAGCUAUCGUAUUUAUUCCGGCCUGGCGCUAUAUCGCAUUUGGAAAGAGUUACCAGCUUAGAUGGAAGCAUAAGAUCUUCCACGAACUCAAAACCGACGUCUAUCCUUUGAUUUCCAUUCUCUCUCCCGCUCAAAACUACACAGUCCAAAUCGCCGAUGUCAACGCCGCCAAGGAGGUUACGACAUACCGGUCUCGAUUCCCCAAACCCAUGGAAUUCUAUCGUCAUCUCACUUUUUAUGGAAAGAAUAUCGUCGCUGCUGAGGGUGAUGACUGGAAGAAGUAUCGGAAAGUUUGUGCGCCUGCUUUCAACGACAGAAAUAAUAAGCUUGUUUGGGAAGCUGCUAUUCGAAUCAUGGAUGAUCUCUUCAGGGACGUCUGGGAACACAAAGAUGAGGUUGAAGUACCUCAUAUCGUCGAUACCACUGUCCUCAUCGCAUUGUUCGUGAUUGGAGAGGCUGGAUUCGGCGAGAAAUUGACAUGGAAGAACGACGUCGUUGCACCGCCGGGCUUCAAGUACACUGUCAAGGAGGCCCUACACGUCGUUUCUCGUCACCUCAUCUACAAGGUCAUCCUACCCAACUGGGCGUACAAACUCAGCAAGUCCCUCGCGGAUAUCGAUUUGGCGUUCAAAGAGAUGGGGAUGUACAUGCAGGAGAUGAUUCGAGAGCGCUCGACGGGCGAGAAGUCGUCGGGACGUCAUGACUUGAUGACUGCCCUCGUCGAGAACAACGUUACUCUCCCAGCGGACGAUCCUAACCGCCUGACAGACCAAGAACUAAUGGGCAACGUCUUCAUUUUCAUGCUGGCUGGACACGAGACUGCAGCCCAUACGCUUGGCUUCGCGUUUGCUUUUCUGGCGCUGUACCCGGAGGAACAGAAGAAGCUAUAUGAUCAUAUCAAGUCUGUUAUUCCCGAGGGACAUACACCGACGUAUGAGGAUAUGCCUAAGCUUACGCGGUGCUUGGCGUUCAUCAACGAGACUUUGCGACACUUCCCUCCCAUUAUUGAAUUGCCCAAGAAGGCGCAGGAAGACACGGUCCUUCAUACCACAAACCAUUACGGCGAGAAGGUGUCUGUCCCUAUUCCCAAGGGCGGGUGCAUCUCUGUCAAUAUCCCUGCUACCCAUCAUAAUCCUAAAUACUGGGACGAUUGCGACUCGUUCAACCCGGAUCGGUUCUUGGGUGAAUGGCCGCGGGAGGCGUUCCUCUCGUAUAGUGCGGGGCCUAGGAGCUGUCUUGGUCGGAAGUUCUUUGAAACUGAAGCCAUUGCGGUUCUGACCUCCACUCUGUUGCAAUAUGAGGUUUUCUUGAAGGAAGAACCACAAUUCGCACAUGAGACGUUUGAGCAGAGGAAAGCUCGUAUUUUGAAUGUGAAAUGCGAGGUGGCUGACCCAGAUAUAUAG
Coprinopsis cinerea okayama7#130 is the source of this 1595-nucleotide messenger RNA. RefSeq names its product 614/534 cytochrome P450. The record is from RefSeq and is a predicted model, not a curated record. Gene Ontology annotation, molecular function: iron ion binding; oxidoreductase activity, acting on paired donors, with incorporation or reduction of molecular oxygen; heme binding. NCBI's taxonomy places the organism in Eukaryota, Fungi, Basidiomycota, Agaricomycetes, Agaricales, Psathyrellaceae. The coding region runs from base 57 to 1595 and encodes 512 amino acids. The transcript has 14 exons.